AUGACUGUUCCGGCGUUUGAGACUACUUUUGCAGUGCCCAUGACAUGCGAGGCCUGCAUCAAAGACAUCGAAGGUUCUCUAAGCAACUUGAGUGGUAUCAACAAGAUCACUGCCAACCUUAAGGAGCAACUGGUGUCUGUUGAAGGUACAGCAGCACCCUCGGCAAUUGUUGAUGCUCUGCAAGCAAGUGGCCGAGACGCCAUUCUCCGUGGUUCCGGAAAGUCGAACAGCGCUGCGGUCUGCAUCCUGGAGUCGCACGCCUCUCAUGUGGAGAACAAAGUACGCGGAUUGGUCCGCAUGGUUGAGGUAGCACCAAGUAUGACCAUUGUUGAUCUGAGUAUUCGAGGACUAUCGCCAGGAACUUAUCACGCCACCGUUCGCGAAGCCGGAGACAUCUCGCAAGGUCCAGAGUCGACGGGUGGCAUUUGGGAAGCGCUAAAGGCCAAGAAGGAAGGCAAGCCAUGUCGAGGGAUCUUUGGUACUGUCGAGGUAGGGAAGGGCGGUGUCGGUUCUGUCUUCCUCGAUCGCCCAAUUCAGAUUUGGGAGAUGAUUGGGAGAAGCAUUGUUGUUGCGAAGCAGCAAGAUGGAAAGUUUGACAAGAACGACCCGGACACCCUAGUCGGCGUCAUCGCGCGGAGCGCUGGUGUCUGGGACAACGACAAGACGGUAUGUUCGUGUUCAGGGAAGACGGUGUGGCAAGAGAGGGAGGAGCAGCGCGAUCGUGGCAUGUUGUAG
This is a messenger RNA of Ascochyta rabiei, 735 nucleotides long. RefSeq names its product copper chaperone. Gene Ontology annotation, molecular function: superoxide dismutase copper chaperone activity; copper ion binding. Bases 1 to 735 code for a protein of 244 amino acids. The transcript has 5 exons. The record is from RefSeq and is a predicted model, not a curated record. Gene Ontology annotation, cellular component: cytoplasm. Gene Ontology annotation, biological process: removal of superoxide radicals. Lineage: Eukaryota; Fungi; Ascomycota; Dothideomycetes; Pleosporales; Didymellaceae.